Thalassophryne amazonica is the source of this 3809-nucleotide messenger RNA. It is a transcript of the gene nudt7, whose product is annotated as nudix (nucleoside diphosphate linked moiety X)-type motif 7. NCBI's taxonomy places the organism in Eukaryota, Metazoa, Chordata, Actinopteri, Batrachoidiformes, Batrachoididae. Gene Ontology annotation, molecular function: coenzyme A diphosphatase activity; acetyl-CoA hydrolase activity. The record is from RefSeq and is a predicted model, not a curated record. Gene Ontology annotation, biological process: coenzyme A catabolic process. The transcript has 3 exons. The coding region runs from base 191 to 889 and encodes 232 amino acids.
CCGUGUCUGUCAGGUUUGGAACCUGUUCCGGUUCACACUGGCUCGGACCAGGGUGUUAAAUUCGUGCUGCUUUGCGAUGGCGAAGGUCAACUUUGAUAGUUUAUGAGUCAAGGACAUGAGUUCACCUUGUGUGAAGCUUUAACUGUCACCUAAAAUUAAGUUUUCCUUUGGAGACGGAGCAGCUAUCAGCAUGAAGACAAAGGAGGAGAUCGUGUCCUCUCUGAAGCAGUUUGACGUUGGCAACAGGUUCUCCCAUGUGUCGGUGUUUCCUAAAGCUUCCGUGUUGAUCCCGUUGUUUGUGAGGAAAGGGGAGCUGUGCACCUUGAUGACCCAACGCUCGGAGCAGCUGAGGACCAGUGCUGGCGAGGUGUGUUUCCCAGGUGGGAAGUGUGACCCUGGUGACACAGAUGAAGUGGCCACAGCACUGAGAGAGGCACAGGAAGAGAUCGGUUUACCACCCGAUCACGUGCAGGUGGUCUGUAGACUGUUCCCCAUCAUCAGUAAGUGGGUCUGCCUGUCACCUUUGUUUCCACAGAGUGGCCUUAUUGUGACCCCGGUGAUUGGGUUCAUUGACGAGGCAUUUCGUGCCACUCCAAAUCCAGCAGAGGUCAGCGCAGUGUUCACAGUGGCCCUGGACUUUUUCACCAGCACCAAGGACCACCAUGCUGCCGAUGAUGCUACUGAAACAGCGGGACAAUUGCACUUUUUUUACUUUGAGGACCCCGAUACAGGAAGAUGUUAUCACAUCUUGGGUCUGACGGCCAUGUUUGCCAUAACAGUUGCAGCCCUCGCUCUGAGAAAAAAGCCAGAGUUUGAAAUCGAUUUUGACAUAAAGAAGCCGUUGUCUUUCUUUGAACAGCUUUUAAUCAGAAGAAUGAAUAAACUUUAGCGCUAUUUCAUGUGGAAGUGGCUACAUUUACAGAAAUCUGCUCUGUGUGAGCCUGAUCCUGUCGGAUCCCAGGAGCUAAGCAGAGUGGGUCCUGGUUAGUACUUGGAUAGGAGACCUCUUCAGAAGACCAGGGGCUGUGUGUGUUUCUCCAGGUAAAACUAGAGCUGGGUCAGGAAGGGCAUCCCGCGUCAAACUUGUGCCAAAUCCCAAUGUGAAUCGAUGCUGGAACUGCUGUGGUGACCUGAACAAACAAGAGCAGCCACAAGGUAUAUAUAUAUAAAAAAAUAAAAAAAACCCCAAAAAACUAUUUACCCGGCAACACAAUCUAGACUCCUUCACCCACCCGUUACUCUGUUACCUCAUAUUCCAAUGUCAGUGCAACCUUGCAGGAUGUGCAAAGCAGCAUGGGAAUGAGAAACAGUCGUACCAGUUAUAGCUUGGUACCAUUUCUUUCUGUAGGGACUUUGUUUCCUUCUGUUAUCAAACCAUGCAUAUUAGCUUGACCCUAGUUGCUCCUUCUUGUUGUAGAACAUCUAACUUAUUAAAUUGGGUUAAAAGCAGAUUCUUGUCAUCAAGUCAAUUAUUCUGGUAAUUCUGACAAUAGAAAGGGACACGAGAUUAAGUUUUGUAUUUUCAUAUUCAAAUCCGUGGCUGUUUGUUCAUCUCCUCAUGUUGCAUUUCUGCACCAAACAAUCCCUGUCGGAGCAGCAAAUUUUUGAAAAAGUUCUCAAUUCAAGACGUCACACUCGACAGAUUAUCAGUGCUGUUGUGCGAUCAGAUCAUUUGUAAUUUGUGUCCUGCGUCUGCUCUCCUGCAAUCCCUCUCUGUAAAGCAGCAUGAGUUAAUAGGUUUGUCCAUCCUGAAUAAUUUAUUUUGGGGGAAAGGAGGCACAAUUAGGCAGGAGAAAGUUUAAUUUAAUUAAGCUCUACUCAUUUAGCAUUUUUACCUAGAAAUGUGUUUCAUCUGUAUGUUGAUGGCCUUCUCCAUGUGAAUACAGACAUCCAAUAGUUGCAGACCCAAAAUGUCAUCAUCAUGUCCAUCUUUGUCUACAGUGCCAGUUUGGUGAGGUAAUGGUUCUUCAGGAGAGACCUAUUUUUUGGCUCCUCUUUGAUCCCUUAGCAGUAGCUUUGAUAUGGAUUUGCAUGUUGAUUUGGCACAUUUUAUACCCAGAUGCUCUUCCUGCUACAACUCCAGAUAUACAUGGAAAAUGAGGCACAGCUGGCCUUCAACCAGGAGACCAUUCUGGCAACUAGUGGACUAAGCUCCUGUCACUGUGCUGCCCUCCAUGAGGAGGCAUUUUUCAAUGUUUCAGCAGACUUAUGAAAGAGGACACAUGCAGGUUGGAUUGUUAUGUCAUAUUUGACAUCAGAAACAGAUGUUUUCUUUAUGACAGAAUGGAAUAUUGGAAGAGGAUACACCAGUGUUUUUUUUGGGGGGGGGGAUGUAAAGGGCUUAUGAGGGAUUGUUUAAUUUAUGUUUAAAAUAGGAUUUAACUUGUUGCUACAACUGUACAAUCUUUGUGUGAAAUGUUAUGUAAAUAGUGUAAUUUAAAAUAGUUUUCCAACAAAUGUUCAUAAUAGCUAGAGCAUCCAAAAUCUGGAGUGAAAAGAAACAACCCCGCAACAUUUACACUUAUUUAUUUAAUGUAGCAGCAGAAUUACAGAUAUAAACAGAAGAGUAUACAAAUGUCCAGAUCAAAAGGCAAAAGUACAUGUUAAUAAUAGUUCAGAUGUAUGAGAACACAAUGGGCUUGACCUUUUAUCCCUACUGUAGGUUCUUAAGGCUAAAUACGAAAGCUUGCGCUACACAGAACAAAUACAACUGAAUUCUUGAAGUUGAAAUAGAAAGCCAAGUAGGAAACAUGAGCAAACUGAUAACACACACACACACACACGAUACAGCUCACACUACUGGCAAAUAGUUAAACCAUGGUUGGCAUCUUUUGACCAAGCAUGUCACAGCAACAAUAGCAAUGUUGACAAGCACAGCAACACAAGAAAGCUCUCUGCUACAACAAUCUCAACGGUCUUGUCCCUUUUACCUCACGUACAAAUCUCAUGAGGCUUGGGGGGGGGGGGGGGGGAAAGGUAGACAAUCCACUGGGGAAGCUGCAAAAUAACCACAUUAAUGAUAAUCACUGAUAUCUUGCAAGUGAUGCAUGAAUUUAUAUAGAUAUGGUUGUGUAUUUUAAAGUAAAACUUCAUUGCUAAUAAGUGGCCAAAUCUUCAGUGGUCCUGGAGAAUAAAAAGGACAAAGAGCCAAAUAGCUGUGACACUGAACGGACACCAGUAAACGGCAGAGUUAAUGUUUUCAGUUAUCAAGGCACACAGAGUUCUGUUGAAAGCAUCACAAUUAAAAUUCAAGAUACCCCUGCAGUAUAUUUCACAUUUAAAUAUACACGCAUAUUCAUUUACAUGACUGAAAGACAAACCAGAUUGUGUAAAGACGUGUGCUAUCAUUACCAUUUUGUUUAAAACAAACAAAAAAAAAUCACUUCAUGUGUUACUUGAGGUGAAAGUGGCUUUUUAAGUCAGACCGAACAGAGCGUGUUGGACCGCUCACAAUGAAACAUGAAAUUAUGCCAUAAUCUGGGACAAUCUGACGAUAUAGUUUGUGCCAUCACCCCCAUUCUCAUCUGCCUCAAAGAAAGUUGUUUAAAACUGUAAUUGGUCCGAUGUUGGAUGUAAGUCUACAUCAUGAGGUAAAAAUUUACAUUCAAACUGAAGUCACAGCUUGGCAUUCUGUGUUGCUAUGGCUUAAAGAGGCGUUACCGUUCUGCAUCUUCCAAAACCUCAUGUGCUAUUAAAACUCUCCUCUCCUUGAGAAAUGUGAAACGCCUGGGAACGUGACUAUUGAGCUGACCUGAUCUACAGUUAAUGGAUGAGUCAAAGUGCUAUUUAUUUAUGAUGUAUGACCAAAA